Molecule: messenger RNA, 1413 nt
Organism: Echinops telfairi (small Madagascar hedgehog)
Lineage: Eukaryota; Metazoa; Chordata; Mammalia; Afrosoricida; Tenrecidae
Product: macrophage metalloelastase
Exons: 11
Coding region: 1-1413 (470 amino acids)
Biological process (GO): extracellular matrix organization; collagen catabolic process; proteolysis
Cellular component (GO): extracellular matrix
Molecular function (GO): metalloendopeptidase activity; zinc ion binding
Source: RefSeq, a predicted model, not a curated record
AUGAAGUUUCUCCUAUUGCUCCUGCUCCUGCAGCUCGCAGCUUCUGAAGCUGCUCCGGUGGCCUCUGAGAACAGCCUGGGAGAAAAUGAGCUGAAGUUUGCUGAAGAAUACUUGAAAAAAUUUUAUGACUUCCAAGCACAAGGGAUUUCAAUGACAGAGGUGAAAACCAAUGAGCAGCACCUGGAGGAAAAAAUCCAGGAGAUGCAGCAGUUCUUCGGGCUGGCAGUGACCGGGCGGCUGGACAAACCCACUCUGCAGCAGAUGAUCGCCCCGCGGUGUGGCGUGUCGGAUGUGCAUUCUCACAACGUACUGCAAGGGAGGCCAGUGUGGUGGAAAAAUAAUCUCACCUACAGGAUCCUGAAUCACCCCUUUUACCUGGAGGAGAAUGAUGUUCACAGGGUCUUCGACAGAGUGUUUCAAGUCUGGAGUGAUGAGACUCCCCUGAACUUCAGAAAGAUUUACACAGGCGAGGCGGACAUCAUGCUUUCUUUUGCACGUAGAGACCACGGAGACGUCGCGCCUUUUGAUGGUAGGGAUGGAGUCCUAGCCCAUGCUUUUGGGCCUGGAAGUGGUCUUGGGGGCGAUGCACAUUUUGAUGCCGAAGAAACCUGGACUCACAGCUCUAUAGGUACAAACUUAUUUCUUGUUGCUGUUCAUGAGAUUGGACAUGCCUUGGGUCUUGACCAUUCCAAGAACACCAAUUCCAUAAUGUUCCCAACCUACAAGUAUGCUGACACCGACACAUUCCGCCUCUCCACUGCUGACAUACACAACAUUCAGUAUCUUUAUGGUAACCCUCAGGCCUCACAGCCUCUGGACCCUCCCAUGUUCGACCAUGGAACUGUCUGUGACCCCAAUUUGAGUUUUGAUGCUAUUACCACAAUUGGAGACAGAAUAUUUUUCUUCCAUGACAGAUUCUUCUGGUGGAAGGCCCCUGAGUCACCAAGGAGCUCUGCUUCUUUAAUUACAUCCAGGUGGCCUUUCUUGCCAUCUACCAUUCAAGCUGCGUAUGAAAUUGAAGCCAGAGAUGAAGUCUUUCUUUUUAAAGAUGAGCAGUACUGGAAAAUUAAAAAUCUAACCCUGCAGCCAGGCUAUCCCAGGAACAUAUUUUUUCUGGGCUUGCCUUACGCUGUGAGAAAAAUUGAUGCAGCGGUUUUUAACCCACUUACCAAUAAGACUUACUUCUUUGUAAAUAAUCGAUAUUGGAGAUACGAUGAGACAAGAAAAGUUGUUGAUGAAGGAUACCCCAAACUGAUAUCCGAGACCUUCCCAGGAAUUGGGCCUAAAAUAGAUACAGUCUUCUAUUAUGACAAUCACUACUAUUUCUUCCAAGGGUCGGACCAACUGGAAUAUGACAUCUCUUCCAACCGUGUCACCAGAAGAAUGAAAAGCAAUAGUGGCUUUGGUUGUUAG